CUGAUUUCGAGAUCCAGCUCUAAGCCCAGGAAAGGGCCUGGUCCUUAUUGGCUAGGUAGUUGGCGUACUUUGCUUUAAAUUGAUGUGCUCAGAAGAGCAGAACUUUGAUUCCUCAUGCAUUUCAUCUUUCACUUGUCACAGUUAACUUCUUUAUUUUCUUCUACAUUUGCCUGGACAUCUGGUCCCGGAGUCAAAGCUAUUCCAGUCCUCCAAGUGCCACACUGGACACACCCACACCCACAACACAAGUUGCAGCCUCCCUCCUCUGAGGACAACUAGACUGCAGGUACCAAGUCUCUCUAGCCUCAGUGUGAGGGCUCAUCACCCUUUACCCAUAACAACAUUCAUCUGAGGAACCCUCUUCUAUGUCAAUGUAGGGCCUCCUUCCUUUCUCCAUCUUCUCAGACUUUGCCUUCUCCUCUCUACCUCCUCCCCAUAUGCUCUUCUCUUUCUGAGACAAUAGAGUCCACCCCCUCAGACCUCCUUCUCUCAAUCCUCUCUUCAGCCUUUGAUGCUUCUGAACCACUCUUUCCUCUUUGAUAUUCUCUUCUCUCUAAGAUUUUAGGACACAGCUCUCUCUCUCUCCUAGUUUAACUCCUACUUCUCUGACCUGUGAUUCUCUGUAUUCUCUGCUGACUCCUCCUCUAGAUCUUGUAACUCUAGGGUUAGGAUGAGGGAAUUCCUCCAGCCCUGUCUUUGGCCCUCUACUCUUCUCCCUCCAGACUUCUUUACUUGGUGAUCUCAUUAGCUACCAGGGAUGCAAGUACCAUCUCUCUGCUGAUGAAUCCCAGAUCUACAUUUUCUGCCUUAAUUUCUGUACUUAACUCUGGUCUUUCAUCUCUUAAUUUCCACCAGGGAUUUCACACUAGAUGACCAGUUGACAUCUUGAGCUCAGUGUUUCCCAAACACAUUGUUCUCUCUCACCUAGACAGAACCCCUACCUUCUCUAUAGCUGUAUCUUCCUCAUCCCUCAGGUUCAAAACCAAGGAGCCCCCUUUGAUGCCUCACUGUCUCUUACCCACAUAUCCAAUAUGGCACCAGGAUCAGGCAGUUUCACCUUUUCAGCAUCUCUCCAAUACUCCCCCUUCUGUCCUGUGUCACUGCCAUCAUCCUGUGGAAGCCCACAUCACCUUCCCUCCUGUACUAUUAAGAGACAACCUGUUGCUGGGUCUGUCUUUCACAAGGCUCUCCCCAGUCCAAGGUCUCCUCCAUUCUCCCACCAGAGUGAUUUUCCUACAGUGCAGUUCUGAUCAUGUCACUCCCAUACUCCGUAAACCCCAGUGGCUCCAUAUUCUUUCCAGGAUCCAAUACAAAACAUUCCGUUUGGUGUUCAAAGCUCUCUUUCUCAUCAUAUUUAUUACUCCAGUCUGUAUUCUUAGAUCUAGGGAACCUGACCUCCUGGAUUCCUUCAGCUGUAGACUUAAAAAAAAUCCUUUGCUUUCUGUCUUAGAAUUGAUGGUAAGCAUCUGUUGUGAGGCAGAAGAUGGGUAGGCAAUUGGGGAUAAGUGGCUUACCCAGGGUCACAUAGGAAGUGUCAGAGGUCAUAUUUGAAAUCAGAACCUUCUGUCUCUAAUUCUAGUUCUCUAUUCAUGGAGUCACCUAACUGGCCCAAAAUGGAAAAGGUUUGUCCGUACCUUCCGUCUUAGCAUCAGUUCUAAGAUAGAUGAGUGAUGAGGGCUAGGUAAUCAGAGUUAAGUGAUUUACCCAGGAUCACACAGCUAGGAAGUAACUGUGGUCACAUUUGAACCCAUGUCUUCCUGACUCCACAUCUGGCACUCUAUCCACCAUGUGAUCUGGCUGUGUCUAGUUCCAGGCAUUUUCAAUGGCUUUAUCUCAUGUCUGGAAUGUUUUUCAUCCACAUUUCAUAUCACUUACCCCUUUUAACUUCCUGUUAAGUCCCAACUAAAGACUAAAAUCUUUCUACAGGAAACCUUCCCUCAUCCCUCUUAGUCAGAGUGACUUCAUUCUUUCCAUUCUUCCCUAUUUCUCCUAGACAGAGCUCACAUUGUGUCUGCAUAUUGUCUCCCUCCUCCACUGGACUAUGAGCUCUUGGGGAGCAAGGAUUGUCUUUUGCCUCUUUGGGAAUCCUCAGAAGUGCAGAACAGGAUGUGGUGACAUUCAAGGAUGUGGCUGUGGACUUCACUCAGGAGGAGUGGCACCUCUUGUCCCCUCCCCAGAAGGAGCUGUACAAGGAGAAGGAGAGAUCAGAUAUGAAAUGAAAGCAAAUCCAACAGAGAAGAGCCCUUCUGUGGAAGAAAUGGACCUACAAAGAUUCCUGAGUGAUGGUCCCAAUAACUUUGCUUUCAGACAAUUUUGUGUUGCACCUCAAAAUUCAUCUCAUAUUGAACAUCAAAGAAGGCACACUGAGGAUAAAUGUAGUGAAAGAAAUCAAUGCGGAAAGAUAUUCAUGUAUAGCUCUUCUUUUGCUCUACAUCAGCAAGUCCACACUGGGGAGAAACCUUAUGAAUGCAAGCAAUGUGGAAAGGCAUUCAAAGAAAGGUCCCGUCUUGCUGUACAUCAGAGAACACACACUGGUGAGAGACCUUAUGAAUGUAAGCAGUGUGGAAAGAUGUUCAGUCAGAGUCACAAUCUUAUUACACAUCAGAGAAUUCACACUGGUGAGAGACCUUAUGAAUGCAAGCAAUGUGGAAAGACAUUCAGUCGGAGCUACAGUCUUGGUUUACAUCAGAGAACGCACACUGGUGAGAAACCUUAUGAAUGCAAGCAAUGUGGAAAGACAUUCAGAGAAAGGUCCCAUCUUGUUGCACAUCAGAGAAUCCACACUGGUGAGAAACCUUAUGAAUGCAAGCAGUGUGGAAAGACUUUCAGAGAAAGGUCCCAUCUUGCUGUACAUCAGAGAACACACACUGAUGAGAAACCUUAUGAAUGCAAGCAGUGUGGAAAGACAUUCAGAGAAAGGUCCCGUCUUGGUGUACAUCAGAGAAUCCACACUGGUGAGAAACCUUAUGAAUGUAAGCAAUGUGGAAAGACAUUCAGUAAGAGCCCCAAUCUUAUUACACAUCAGAAAAUCCACACUGGUGAGAGACCUUAUGGAUGCAAGCAGUGUGGAAAGCUAUUCAAAGAAAGGUCCCAUCUUGCUGUACAUCAGAGAACACACACUGGUGAGAAACCUUAUGAAUGCAAGCAGUGUGGAAAGACUUUCAGUCAAAGCCCCAAUCUUAUUACACAUCAGAGAAUCCAUACUGGUGAGAGACCUUAUGAAUGCAAGCAGUGUGGAAAGACAUUCAGUCGGAGCUACAGUCUUGUUAUACAUCAGAGAAUCCACACUUUUGAGGAACCUUAAGAAUAAAAGCUAUGUUGAAAGAUGUU
Molecule: messenger RNA, 3330 nt
Organism: Monodelphis domestica (gray short-tailed opossum)
Lineage: Eukaryota; Metazoa; Chordata; Mammalia; Didelphimorphia; Didelphidae
Source: RefSeq, a predicted model, not a curated record